Molecule: messenger RNA, 2194 nt
Organism: Balaenoptera acutorostrata (minke whale)
Lineage: Eukaryota; Metazoa; Chordata; Mammalia; Artiodactyla; Balaenopteridae
Product: BICD family-like cargo adapter 1
Exons: 10
Coding region: 78-1805 (575 amino acids)
Biological process (GO): vesicle transport along microtubule; Golgi to secretory granule transport
Source: RefSeq, a predicted model, not a curated record
GCGACGGGGCCCCUCCCCCUUGCAGCCUGGCGCGCGCCGGCCGGGCCGCACCGCUGCGGGCUCCGCGCGCGCGGGCCAUGUCCGCCUUCUGUCUGGGCUUGGCUGGCCGCGCUUCAGCACCCGCCGAGCCGGACAGCGCCUGCUGCAUGGAGCUGCCCGCCGCGGCCGCGGACGCAGUCGGGAAUCCAGCCGCAGCCGCCGCCGCCGCCGCCGCCGCCCUUGUCUCCUUCCCCGGGGGCCCCGGGGAGCUGGAACUGGCGUUAGAGGAGGAACUGGCGCUGCUGGCGGCCGGGGAACGGCCGUCCGACCCCGGAGAGCAUCCUCAGGCCGAGCCCGGGCCUCCAGCCGUGGGGGCCGAACUGCAGCCGCCGCCCGCCCAGGAUCCCGAGCUGCUGUCGGUGAUCCGGCAGAAGGAGAAGGAUCUGGUCUUGGCGGCCCGACUGGGCAAGGCACUGCUCGAGAGGAACCAGGACAUGAGCCGGCAGUACGAGCAGAUGCAUAAGGAGCUGACAGAUAAGCUAGAGCACUUAGAGCAAGAGAAACACGAACUAAGAAGACGAUUUGAGAACCGAGAAGGGGAGUGGGAAGGGCGUGUGUCCGAGCUGGAGAGUGAUGUGAAACAGCUUCAGGAUGAGUUGGAGAGGCAGCAGGUUCAUCUACGGGAAGCAGAUCGAGAAAAAACACGGGCUGUCCAGGAAUUAUCAGAACAGAACCAAAGGUUAUUGGAUCAACUCAGCAGGGCAUCAGAAGUUGAGAGACAGCUAUCCAUGCAAGUCCAUGCCCUCAGAGAAGACUUUCGGGAGAAAAACUCAUCAACCAACCAGCACAUCAUCCGACUCGAAAGCCUUCAGGCCGAGAUCAAGAUGCUGUCGGAUCGGAAACGGGAGCUGGAGCACCGUCUCAGUGCCACCUUAGAGGAGAAUGACCUGCUCCAAGGGACUGUGGAGGAGCUACAGGACCGGGUGCUGAUCCUGGAGAGGCAGGGCCAUGACAAAGACCUCCAGCUGCAUCAGAGCCAGCUGGAGCUCCAGGAGGUACGGCUCUCCUACCGACAGCUGCAGGUGAAGGUGGAGGAGCUCACCGAGGAGAGGAGUCUGCAGAGCUCUGCAGCCACCAGCACGUCCCUCCUGUCUGAAAUAGAGCAGAGCAUGGAGGCCGAGGAGCUGGAGCAGGAGAGAGAGCAGCUGAGACUGCAGCUCUGGGAAGCCUACUGCCAGGUUCGCUAUCUCUGCUCACACCUUCGAGGAAAUGACAGCGCUGACUCGGCCGUCUCCACGGACUCCUCAAUGGAUGAGUCUUCAGAAACGUCGUCUGCCAAGGAUGUACCAGCAGGCAGCUUGCGCACUGCUCUCAGCGAGCUCAAGAGACUGAUACAGAGCAUUGUGGAUGGCAUGGAGCCCACGAGCUCCCGGAGAAUUGAUGAUGACUCCUUAGAAGAACAGAUAAGGCAGACCAGUGAGGAUUCGAGAGCCCUAAGGGAACUCAUGGAGGGAGAGAGGGGUAAACUGAGGCAAAGCCUAGAAGAGCUGCAGCGGCUCCACAGUCAGGUGACACUGCUGAGUGUGGAGAUGACUGCGUUGAAGGAGGAGAGAGACCGACUCAGAAUGACAUCUGAGGACAAGGAACCAAAGGAGCAGCUUCAGAAGGCCAUCAGGGACCGGGAUGAGGCCAUUGCAAAGAAGAACGCUGUGGAGCUGGAACUCGCCAAGUGCAAGAUGGACAUGAUGUCUCUGAACAGCCAGCUACUGGAUGCCAUUCAGCAGAAACUGAACCUCUCGCAGCAGCUUGAGGCUUGGCAGCUCUGACCAGAAAUUCUGAUAGAAGUUUGUUCCAUAUCGUGACCAGGGGAACAGCCCAGAAACACUUGCGUCUCCGGGCCCGGAGGAGCGUGCUCCGUCAGACAGGACGCUUGGAUCACGAGCCUUCUAAGAACUGGGAGGAAGGAAGUCAUUCAUAAAGGAGGCAGAUGCUGAACUGCAACUUUGGUUUCCUCUGGCAAUUCUGAUUACAGGAACGUGGUUUGUUCUUAUUCCACAGAGGGGAAGAGUUUCUCUUUAAAACUUGACUCCCAGAAGCUCCCUACCGGUCCGAGUCAGGACAGAGCAGGGAGGUGGCUAAUUCGACCCCUGUAACCUCCACAGCAGGUGAGAACACAGGCCUGGCUGCACCCCUCUUGAUACCCGACCUCAGGACA